UUCUCGAUGGUGCCGUUGAGCUGAUUUUCGUCUCCCUCGUUCUCCGUGUUGUUGUUCUCGGUGACGCGACGGAGGUGUAGCCUGACGCGGUCUCUUACGUGUCGGCCUGAAUAAAAGUGGAGCUCCGAGGGCUUAGGAGUGACGGAGAGAGUCUGUAUCGCUAACUAAAUGACUAUGGAAUCGGGCGCAGACACACAGCAGGGCGGCGACACAGCCGUCUCUGAGACAGAAAGCCAGCAGAUUGCCCAGGCACAGAUAGCCACCCUAGCACAGGUGUCUAUGGCUGCUGGGCACACCACAGCCAGUGGUCCCACAGUCACUCUGGUGCAGCUACCCAAUGGACAGACGGUUCAGGUUCAUGGGGUCAUCCAGGCUGCACAACCUUCAGUCAUCCAAUCCCCUCAGGUGCAGACUGUUCAGAUUUCUACAAUUGCGGAGAGUGAGGAUUCCCAGGAGUCAGUAGACAGCGUGACAGACUCCCAGAAGCGUAGAGAGAUCUUGUCCAGGCGUCCCUCUUACAGGAAAAUCCUCAAUGACUUGUCAUCAGAUGCCCCAGGCGUCCCAAGGAUAGAAGAGGAGAAAUCAGAGGAGGACACUGCGCCUGCCAUUACCACUGUAACCGUGCCAACGCCAAUUUACCAGACCAGCAGCGGGCAGUAUAUUGCCAUAACCCAGGGUGGGGCAAUCCAGCUGGCCAACAAUGGCACAGACGGCGUACAGGGGCUUCAGACCCUGACUAUGACCAACGCAGCGGCUGCCCAGCCAGGCACUACCAUCCUACAGUAUGCACAGACCACUGACGGUCAGCAGAUCCUGGUGCCUAGCAACCAAGUGGUGGUACAAGCUGCCUCUGGGGAUGUACAGGCUUAUCAGAUCCGCACUGCUCCAACCAGUACCAUUGCUCCUGGGGUGGUUAUGGCCUCCUCCCCUGCUCUGCCCACCCAAGGGGGAGCUGAGGAGGCCACACGCAAGAGGGAGGUCCGGCUCAUGAAAAACAGGGAGGCGGCACGUGAAUGUCGUAGAAAGAAGAAGGAGUAUGUCAAGUGUCUGGAAAACCGGGUGGCUGUUUUGGAAAACCAAAACAAAACCCUCAUUGAAGAACUGAAAGCACUUAAAGACCUGUACUGCCAUAAAUCUGAAUAGACCUAACCCUCCCCACUUUGCUUCCCCCCUCCCCAGCUGGCUUCUGCCUACUUGUACAGAGACUCUGCCUAGUGGUAACCAUCCUGGCAUGGAUACACAUUUUGUAGAUGUUUUUUAAAGUUACGAACUGUCUGAGAGAAAAGAAAUUGAAAAACCCCUUUAAAUACAAGGUCCAAGUUCCUCUCUUUUCUAGUGGAUCAUGACCUUCAAUGAGUAAGAAACUUUGAAUCGUGAGCAUCCAGCUCAAUUUUCUCAUUCUUUGCCUCCUGGGGGUCACUGGCAAGGGUCCUUAUAGCGAUCCUGGGGGCAGGUACGUUUGGGUGCUUCAGGAGAAGUUCUUUUAUUAUCACUGGGCCCCCAAGGAAUGAAUCACCAUGUUGCUGGGGGAACAGAAAGCCAUUGGCUAAUAAGCCAUAAACCCUCCACUGCUGUUUCUGACUUGUCACCUGUACCAGUGGUCCACCCGCCAACCCAGAAGAACAUGUGAUGCAUUCUCUACAUGGAGGAUGGAGGGCCUCUCCUGUUGCCGUGACCUUAGCAUAUAGCCUGAUCUGCUCUGCAUAGAACCCUUCUUCAGAACAGUUUGCCACAGGGCUGGGAGUGGGAUUGUUAGAACGGCUGUGUGCAACACGUGUGUAGUUUGUGCAGAAGUUUCUAUAAUGCUUGUGUUACUAACAAGUUUCACAGAUCUAAUGAAUGAUGGGGGAAGUGCAGUUUCUUACAAUGAAAUUUUCGGUUGGUACCCCCCCCACCCCUUGAGCAUUUCAGUAUUUUGCUUUUGUUAACUGUAAACAGUUGCUGAUUAUAUUUCCUUGGAGAAGUGUAUUUCCUUCCAAGUGUGUUUUAGGAAUCAUUUUAGGUUUAGGUUCAAACUGCAGCUCAGUGCAAACAUAAGACAUUGGUAAAGUAUGAAAAUAGGUACUAUGUGUAUUGAAAUUGGUUUGGAUGGCAGCUUGUCCUCACUAAGUAAUCUUCCUAUGCUGGCGUCCAGUCAGUGAGUGGGUGACGUAGACAAACGGAACAGCCGCGUGUCUGGAUUUAACAAGCUUUUCACAGAAGUGGAGGUCAAACUCAAUAUCUAUCAGGUGACACAACUCACCCUACAAAAGAACUUUGCUCUAUUUUCAGAGUCACUUAUACUUCGCGCAAAUACUUUGAAACAUAUGGGUGACAUCUUUAAAAUUGUUUCUCAAAAAUACAGAGUACAGGAAUAAUACUUUUUCAGUUGGUUGCUGGAAUAAGAAAUGCCACAUUGUAUUAUUGUUUUGUCAUAACGUGGAGCCAGUGGUCAUAUUGAUUGUGCUACAUAAUGUACUUUAUUUUUUAUAACCAUUUGGUAUUUUUCAUUCAUUGUCACAACCAAUAUGGAAUUCAUUUAUUUGUAUUAAAUAUAUAAAUAAAACGCCUACUGGGACAAUUUAUCCAGCUACAAAUUCUUGGCAGCUAAUUGACAAAAACGCCUUUGAUGAAACAGUGUUUUUGAUGGUCUGUUAUAUUGUGCAUAUGAUGCUGUGCUUAUACUAUAACAGCAUUAGUCAUCAGCUUGUCUUUUUUUAUAUUUGUAUCUGAUACAUGAUGCAUCAUGAAACGGCACACGAAAAGGGAGGUGUACAGCUUGUUUUAACUGAAUACUCACUCCUGUCAAUUCUAUUACACAUUUCAUUCCCAAUUUUGUACCAGCCACCCUAAAACAAGCAUUAUGGAAUUACUUUAUUUUGCUCAAGUAUGUAUGUAUGUUAAACCUGCUCUUGUUUUGGCUGUAUUGGAAAUAUACUAAAUCAUACUGUUUGCUGUGUGGAUUUUAUUCAUGAAAUGUAUUCCAGGAUUAUUAAAUUGUGCUUGAACAACAAA
Brienomyrus brachyistius is the source of this 2994-nucleotide messenger RNA. It is a transcript of the gene creb1b, whose product is annotated as cAMP responsive element binding protein 1b. The coding region runs from base 169 to 1143 and encodes 324 amino acids. NCBI's taxonomy places the organism in Eukaryota, Metazoa, Chordata, Actinopteri, Osteoglossiformes, Mormyridae. The record is from RefSeq and is a predicted model, not a curated record. Gene Ontology annotation, molecular function: protein binding; DNA-binding transcription factor activity, RNA polymerase II-specific; cAMP response element binding. The transcript has 8 exons. Gene Ontology annotation, cellular component: nucleus; ATF4-CREB1 transcription factor complex. Gene Ontology annotation, biological process: regulation of transcription by RNA polymerase II.